CGUGACGAUUGAAGAAACAUUCACAGUGAAACAUGAAGAAACUGAGGAACAAACAGCCCUAAUGGCAAUGAAAGAGGAGACAGAAGAACUUAAUGAAAUUGAAGAGAAAGAUCAACAUGAGAAUCUUCAUGAUUUCAUAACUGGAGAAAAACCUUUUCGGUGUUCGCAGACUGAAAAGACUUCCACGCAGAAAAAAGCUCAAAAGAGUUUCAGUCAACAAAGAAACCUUAAAGACCGCACAGGAAAGAGUUCUUUCACCUGCCAACUCUGUGGAAAAAAUUACAAUCAUAAAACAAGUCUUAACAGGCACAUGAAAAUUCACACUGGAGAAAAGCCUUACAUAUGCCAGCAGUGUGGGGAGAGUUUUGCUCAACGUGUAAACCUUAAAUUCCACAUGAGAAUUCACAGUGGAGAGAGUCCCUUCACCUGCCUAGACUGUGGAAAAGGUUUCAACAAAAAAGGACACCUUAAUCGCCACACAAAAAUUCACACUGGGGAGAAGCCUUACACCUGCCAACAGUGUGGAAAAAGUUUCACUUAUAAAGGAAGCCUUAACUGGCACAUGACUAUUCACACUGGAGAAAAGCCUUACGCAUGCCCUCAGUGUGGAAAAAGUUUCUAUCAACAUGGAAACCUUAAAGUCCACAUGAGAAUUCACAGUGGGGAGAACCCUUUUACCUGCCAACCAUGUGGAAAAAGUUUUAAUCGUAAAGAAAGUCUUGACAGGCAUAUACGAAUUCACACUGGAGAGAAGCCUUACAGAUGCCAACAUUGUGGAAAAAGUUUCCAUCAACUUGGAAACCUUACAGUCCACAUGAGAGUUCACACUAAAAUGAGUCCAUUCCCCUGCCAACAGUGUGGACAAGGUUUCAAUCAUAAAAUAAGUCUUAACAGGCACAUGAGAAUUCAUACUGGAGAAAAGCCUUACACAUGCCAUCAGUGUGGGGAGAGUUUUGCUCAUCAUGUAAAGCUUAAAAUUCACAUGAGAAUUCACCCUGGAAAGAAGCCUUACACAUGCCAUCAGUGUGGUGAGAGUUUUGCUCAUCAUGUAAACCUUAAAGUCCACAUGAAAAUACACAAUGGAGAGAGUCCCUUCACCUGCCAACACUGUGGAAAAUGUUUCAAUCAUAAGACAAAUCUUAAAAGGCACAUGAGAAUUCACACCGGAGAGAAGCCUUACUCAUGCCAACAGUGUGGGAAAAGAUUCACACAUAAAGGAAGCCUUAACUGGCACAUGGCUAUUCACUCUGAAGAAAAGUCACACACAUGCCCUCAGUGUGGAAAAAGUUUCCAUCAACAUGGAAACCUUAAAGCUCAUAUGCUGAUUCACACUGGGGAGACCCCUUUCACCUGCCAACAGUGUGGAAGAAGUUUCAAUCGUAAAGAAAGUCUUGACAGACAUGUACGAAUUCACACUGGAGAGAAGCCUUACACAUGCCAACAGUGUGGAAAAGGUUUCCAUCAGCGUGGAACCCUUACAGUCCACAUGAGAGUUCACACAGGGGAGACCCCUUUUACCUGCCAACAGUGUGGACAGUUUUUCAAUCGUAAGGAAAGCCUGAACAGGCACAUGAGUAUUCAUACUGGAGAAAAGCCUUACACAUGCCAACAAAGUGUGGAAGAAGUUUCACUCAAACAGGAAACUUUAACAGGUACACAAGAAUUCCCACCAGAUAAAAGCCUUACAUCUGCCAACAGUGUUUAGAGAGUUUUGCUCAACAUGGAAACCUUGAAACCCACAUGAAAAUUCACACUGAGGAGAGCCCUUUUACCUGCCAACACUGGAAAAAGUUUCAACAGAAAUGGACAUCAUAGGGUGUACUCACACUAUACACUCUGAACCGUGUCUGAGCAUGUUUGACCCCCAAAGCCUGGUUUGUUUGAUUAGUGUGAUUGCUCUAUACCGGGCACGGUUCGCUGAACUGUCCCUGACCCGCUUGGAAGAGGUGGGCCAGAGCAUGGUUCAGUUGGACUCAAGUGUGGUACACAUGCAGUGUGAAGCACAGAACAGCUACUACUCUUGUGUGUGUUACUGUCAUUGUUAUGUUGGCAAAUAUCUUUAUUACUACUUGGUUUUUAAACUAUUGACCGAUAGUGUGUGUAAAUGUGCUUUUAUCGUCGGAUACCGAUUAUUGGGUGAUAUAUCAGUGCAUCUCUAACAGUAAUGGUAAUGAGCUCACAAAAGAAUGACUGUACAUCUCUCUCUUUUUAUACAGAGAAUAUUUGUUUGUUUUGAAUUAGAUCAUUUAAAAUUAGAUACUUAAAUGUUUCUAUAGAUAUAUUGGUCAUGUCUGUUUUUUGUUUUGUUUUUUUCUUCAUUUUUGUGACAUGGAAUUGUAUGUGGACACAAAUAAAAGUGAUUCUUUACAGUUCCAAAUGAUGUAUUGCCUUUAUCUGUAUGACUAAAAUGACAAGAGUAUUUUAAGUCCCAAAGGGUAAAGUCUCUAGUAUCCGCUUAUUCCUGCAUUUUGUUCUUCUUUGGAUUUAACUACACAGCAUACAUAUAUAUAUAUGUAUAUAUAUAUAUAUAUGUUCUGAUUUUUUUUUUUUUUUUCACCAUUUAAUGAGAAAAGUGACAGCGACGGGUUGAAACCAUUCCUCUGAUGUUGGGCGAUAUAUAUUCUGUUGUAGCAAUCCUAAGACACUGAUCAAGAUGCACACUAGACAGUUUCUAUCUUCUAUUUUAUAUCUUGGUUCUUGAUGACGUUCAUUAUAGAAAACAAUAACUCACAGAUGUAAGUGGAUGGGAACAUUGAAAGAAGGAACAUUGCAAUAAUUCUGCUGUUCUUGAAUUUAGCUUGAGAAACCACUUUUGUCCAAAAGUCAUUCACACUGUCCUCCUUGUGUUGCUCUCUGAGCAAUUCAGACUGUCAUUUCCAAAAUGCAAAGAUGCUUCAUCUGAGGAUGAAACCAGGCAUUUGGCCUCAGCAAUCCAUUGCCCAUCUGCUGGGACUGAAAAUGGAUGUCUUAGGAAGAGAAGGAGUUCACUUGACAGGUUAAAGCUCUCAAAUCACUCCUUGAAAUUCUCUGCCAGUCUCGUCACAAAGUUGUGCAUUAAAGGGUCCUCUCGCAUCUGGUGCGAGAGGACCCUGGUUUCUUGCAAUGCUGAUACAAAUAUGGAAAGUGCAGCUUUCUCCCUUGAAGAUCACGCUCAAAAAGCAUCAACAGCUUCAUACAUGUCGGGAAUAGUGUGGUUCUUGCCUUGUAAAAAGGUUCAUUUUGAAGUUCAUAUUCUCUCUAGCACACGAGCCUUGCUCAGCCAUCAGACAUCGUGUCAUGCCAAAGAUCAUGCCGUUCUGCACACAUUUCCGUCAGCAAGGCUUUAAAAGGGCAAUGUUGCAGACCAGAACUCACGUGAAUACAGUUUACCAGCCUCAUCACAGUAUCCAUUAAGUCUUUAAUUUUUCCAGAUAAUUUGGCGCACAACACUGAUUUAUGAAUUAUGCAGUGAAAUGCUACAAGUUUUGGGUUGACAGCAGUCAGGCCUCAGUAAUGUCCAACCAUUGACAGAGCCCGGUCAAUGACAACUGACACAACUUUUCUUUAAUCCAAUCCAUUCUCUUCAAAGAAUUGCAUCAGUUCGUUAAAAAUGAUUUAUCCAUUUGCGCAUCCCUGCGUUGGUAAACAAAGCAGCUCUUCGCAGAAAACAUUCCAGUAAAAUUCUUAUUUUGGUCAUACUUCCAAAACUACAACCUCAUUCUACAAACUACUAACAACAUUUCUUUCAAAUUUCAAAAAUAUUGUUAUUUAGAGCAUUUAUUUGCAAAAAAUGACAACUGCUCAAAAUAACAAUUAAGAAAUAAAAAGAUGCCAUGUUUUCAGACAUUGAAUAACACAAAGAAAAUUACUAUAACUUCCACAGGGAACAAAUCAGUCAGUCGCAUUAUUGCUGUGCGACUUUAUGCCACUCCUGGCAAAACAAAUUCAAGCAGCUUGGCUUUAUUUAACAGCUUCUGGCCCUCUUGCUUAAAUUGCAAAGGUUUCAGUUGGGUUCAGUUGGGUUCAGUUGGGUUCUUGCAACUUUACAGUGAUAACAGGAAAACAAUUUUAGCUGCACAGCAACUCUAGAAGAAAAUGGUAUCAUUGACCAGCUUAAGUAAAUUCAGAGUUGAAUCACAUUUCACCUCACAAGAUACAGGGAACAUAUGACAAGAGACUCUAGAUCUGGGACACUGAAUCUGUGAGGUACCAAACCUUUUUACAGCCUCGAUGAGUGGUCUGCCUAUAAUUUAUGAGUAUGUAGUAACCCACUGCCAUAGAUAAAGAAAAUACAUUUACUAUAACUUCCAGCUGUAUCCAAAAUUGUAUAUCUUAAUCUCUUAAGACAGUACACUAUAUUGGGUAUCUGCUAGUGAGCAUGUAGAUCUAGUUUAAAAAAACACAAGUUCAAAGCCAGUUAAGGCAAACUGAUUAGUGAUGGAGAGAUGGCACACUAUUAUAAAGAUGGUGUUUAUUAAAAAGGAGAGUGAAAAUAUGAAGAUUGAAGAAACAUUUAGAGUGAAACAUCAAGAUAAUGAGGAACAAACAUGUUGGGUUUCUUUCAUUUGAUCCUUAAAUUGUCCUUAAAUCCUUGAUACUUAAAUUUAAAUGUCCAACUCUACAGAGAUUAAAGAUAUUUUUUGAAGAAUGUCAUAUAAGUGUCCUAAAUAAAGUGGUUUUAUUUGACCUGGAGCAGGUUGCCUCAUGUGGACAGACACAUUGAGAUCACAUGACCAGACAAAAGAUGUGUUCAACUUUAAGCUGUGUCACAUAGACUGAUCUGUCCAUGACAUUAAAGUACCGCAAGAGCAGAUGGUUCCAAAUGCUUUGUAAACACUCUCACGGUGUUUUGAUGUCAUAGACGCGUAUCACAUUUAUCAAAAUAGCUUUAUUGACCAUCAUCUGGCAUAUACAAAAAAACAAAACAUUUAAACUAAAUGUCAAUUAAAAUCCACAAAUGACCGAUCACUGCGAAGAUCCAAUGGAAAAUGGAAGAAGUGAAUUAACGGUGGCGUCAGACAACUGAGGAUAUUCAUCACACUCAACCAAAACAAAGGCAGAGAGCAAGAGCUAUAGAGGUUUCACAAUCUGGCAUUGCUCUUUUUAAAGGGUUAGUUCACCCAAAAAUGAUUUCCUUCCCUUCCUUAUCAUUUAUUACUCACCCUCAUGUUGUUCUACACCUGUAAGGCCUUCGUUCAUC
This is a messenger RNA of Megalobrama amblycephala (Wuchang bream), 5179 nucleotides long. RefSeq names its product zinc finger protein OZF-like. The record is from RefSeq and is a predicted model, not a curated record. The transcript has 2 exons. Lineage: Eukaryota; Metazoa; Chordata; Actinopteri; Cypriniformes; Xenocyprididae. Bases 62 to 1705 code for a protein of 547 amino acids.